CAGAUGUCAAUCCAAACGCAGCGGCGCCAUUGAGUUUCAUUCUGCUGCCGCUGCGCCAUCAUCAUCACCAUCAUCAUCAUCGCCAGCCGGCCGCUCGCAGCAGUGAAUAAUAUCCGCUGUUCCCUGAUCGCCUGCUAUUCUUUACACCAUCACGGAUAUCUUUGUGAUUGGUUUGUGUACCAUGGAAGACAUCAAUACAGGACUUUAGGCUGUUAUCUGGGAUUCUCUUCUGAACACAAAGCAAUGUGGAGGAAAUAAGGCCCGUGCUGUGCUUUGAAUACAGAUCGUAGAGGAUGGGCUGUGCGCAAUGUAAGGACAAAGAGGCUGCUAAGUUAACCGAGGACCGGGACACCAGCUUGUCUCAGAGCGGAGUAGGUUAUCAGUAUGGUGUUGACCCCACACCACAGCCUUACCCCGGCUUCGUCCCUGGGGUCACCGCUAUUCCUGACUACAACUUCCAUAGUGCUGGGGUCAUUCAGGGCAUGACAGUCUUUGGAGGGGUCAGCACAUCCACACAGCAGGGAACGCUCCGCACACGAGGAGGCACAGGUGUGACUCUGUUUGUUGCUCUCUAUGACUAUGAGGCCCGUACAGAAGAUGAUCUCAGUUUCAGGAAAGGCGAGAAAUUUCAAAUCAUCAACAGCACUGAAGGUGAUUGGUGGGACGCACGUUCUCUCACUACAGGAGGAACCGGCUACAUUCCCAGCAAUUAUGUCGCCCCUGUGGACUCAAUCCAGGCUGAAGACUGGUAUUUUGGAAAGUUGGGCCGAAAAGAUGCAGAAAGGCAGCUUCUUUCCACAGGGAACCCACGUGGCACCUACCUGAUCCGUGAGAGCGAAACCACUAAAGGUGCCUUCUCUUUGUCUAUCCGGGACUGGGACGAUGUGAAGGGGGACCAUGUGAAACAUUAUAAAAUCCGUAAACUGGACAGUGGAGGAUAUUACAUCACCACUAGAGCUCAGUUUGAGACGCUUCAACAGCUGGUCCAGCAUUACAUGGAGCGCGCAGCGGGGCUUUGCUGUCGUUUGGUCGUCCCUUGCCACAAAGGGAUGCCAAGGCUCACUGACCUGUCUGUCAAAACCAAAGACGUGUGGGAGAUUCCACGGGAGUCGCUGCAACUCAUUAAGCGCUUAGGCAACGGCCAGUUUGGGGAGGUUUGGAUGGAGAGUGCAGAUGGUUUGUGCUUUAAUUUAACGGGUGUGUGCAUGGUCUACAUCCCUGAUACGGUGGGACUUAGCCAUGACUCCUGGGAAAUCGCACGCGAGUCUCUGAUGCUGGACAGGAAGCUGGGGGCCGGGUGUUUCGCUGAUGUUUGGUGUGGCACAUGGAAUGGCAACACUAACGUGGCUGUGAAGACCCUCAAGCCGGGAACCAUGUCUCCAGAGUCCUUCCUGGAGGAAGCGCAGAUCAUGAAGAAAUUACGCCAUGAUAAACUAGUGCAGCUCUAUGCUGUCGUUUCUGAGGAGCCCAUCUACAUCGUCACUGAGUACAUGGGAAAAGGAAGUCUUCUAGAUUUUCUGAAGGGCGAGGAGGGACGGGCACUCAAGCUGCCCAACCUCGUUGACAUGGCUGCCCAGGUGGCUGCAGGUAUGGCCUACAUCGAGCGAAUGAACUACAUUCACAGAGAUUUGCGCUCUGCUAACAUUCUGGUUGGCGAUAGCCUGGUGUGCAAGAUCGCUGACUUUGGCCUGGCCAGACUCAUUGAGGACAAUGAGUACACUGCCCGACAGGGGGCAAAAUUCCCGAUCAAGUGGACGGCUCCUGAAGCAGCUCUGUAUGGGAAGUUCACCAUUAAAUCUGAUGUCUGGUCUUUUGGAAUCCUGCUUACGGAGCUGAUCACUAAAGGCAGAGUUCCAUAUCCAGGGAUGAAUAACAGAGAGGUACUGGAACAAGUGGAGCGAGGCUACCGGAUGCCGAGUCCCCAGGACUGCCCGAGCUCUCUUCACGAGCUGAUGGUUCAGUGCUGGAAGAAGGACGCGGAAGAGCGGCCCACCUUUGAGUACCUGCAAGCCUUCCUCGAGGAUUACUUCACUGCAACCGAACCUCAAUAUCAGCCCGGAGACAACCUCUAAACCCAGCCUCCUGGGCUCAUCCUCCCUGGGCCGUCUCAAGUGGCCCUCCAGACCGGAGGCAUGUACAGCUUCAUGAGUUCACCUAAGCUUUUGUUACUCCCCUGCGGCUCCACACACACGAGUCGACUGAAGACUGAAACGAUUGCACAGACUUUCAACUUGAGGGGUGUAAACACGAGCGAGCUGGGGAGGCGAACAGGAGGAAUUGUGGGUGGAAAGGCUUUUGUUCUGAGUUGUGGCCAUACCCAUUAUAAUGAUAUGAAAUGAUGCCUGUAUUCAGUGUAAAUAUGAGAUGCCUGUUUAAGGUCUAGUUUGUUUUCAUUCAGGUUUUUUGUUUUGUAAUCCCCACUAAUUUUUUUGUGUUGCUUUGCAAAGAAGCAGUUUUGGACAUCUAUGAAGGGUUUAGGUGCGUAUCAGUGCAUAAAACGAGUGUUGAAUUUGAGAAUGUAUGUGCUUUAUUCGUUUUCUGCUUUGCUGGCGAGGUCAUGUUCCAAAUGGAGAAAUAAGAAUUCAGUCUUUAUUAUUCUAGCGGUUCUAAAAUAUCUCAACCUGCAGUUGGUUUCUCAAAAUUUCUUAAUUUUUUUUUUAUUUGUUUUAUAUUACUUAAGAUACUAAAUUGAAUUGACACCCUCUCCAAAUGAUUAGAUGUUAACCCAAUGUAACAAAGAAUUAUUUUACCCAUUUUUGUACUUCUAGCCAAAUGUUAAAGACUGCCAUACAUCAGCAUAUCUCCACAGAGAAAAUGCAUCAUUUAGUUUUCCAGCUAUUUCUGAGUAUAGAUGUUUUUUGUUUGUUUGUUUUUUUGGCCUGUUACCGCAUACUUGCAUUUAGUAUUUUAAAGGAAGUUACCAAGAAUGUUUGAAUCCAAUAUUCAAAUCCAACAUCCUGUUUUCUAGGGAUUGAAACAUACUUUACAUGUAUGUGUUUCUGGAUGUACUGUAGCUACUGUAGUACAUUUAAUUCGAGUUACUGCCAGGAAACAUUUGAGAAACUCUUUCUACUUUCAUUUUUCUCUUUCAGAAUCUUUUAGCGAGAUUCUCUUUGAUUCUCUUUAGUUAAUACUGUCAUGGAGGAGCAAACGUUUAAAGAGAAUCUUGCUAAGUCAGAGGUAAAGUUAGCUAAACUUAUGUAGGCUAUUGUCAGAAAAAAAAGUUUUUUUGUUUGUUUUUUUUUGUUUUGUUUUUUUUUUUACAUUUUUUGAAGUACAACAGCAUGUCACUGGGGCUGUACCCUCAAAAGAACAGCUUUGUACCUUAUCUACCCCUGUUUUAGUAUCUCAAAGUAUGUACCUUUAAAGUGCCCCUAUUAGGGAUUUUUUUUAAAAGACCUUUCUUGCAGUGUGUAACACAGCUCUGAGUGAAUGAAAACAUCCUGCAAUGUUUCCCCGGUCACGCUGUACACAAAACAGCACUGCGCUCACAAACGCUGGUUUAUCAGGCAUUACAGGCCUGAUCCAAUCUGACCAAUCACCACGGAUUAGUGUCACAAAAAGGAGGGGUUUGGAAAAAUUAAUCAUUGAGCGAAUCGUUUGGGAGACUUUGAGCAAGUAAGGUAAAAAUAAAUGCGUAUUAUAAGACAAUUAAAGUAUUUAUUAAUUUUUUUGACCUUGCAUGCAUGUCAACCUGUUGUUGGGGACUCCCAAAAUCAAAAUAUGAACCUUUCAUAAGCCAUAAUAGGGGACUUUAAGGUACUACUACUGUUUAGGUCCAAGUAAUGUAUAAAUGUUUCCUGCUGAGGAUACGCUCUUGAAUUUGUUUAUGAUAUUUAGACAUGACUGCCAGUCUGAAACAUAUUUUGAGAAAUGUGGUUUGUCAAGUCACUGACUGAGUAAGCAAAGCAGAUGUCUUUGGUUUCGGACACAGCCUCAUUCAAUCAGACCUCCAUAGCUGCUCUCUAUUCUCAUGUGCUGUUUAUUAUGUUAGGACGCUUUUCAAAUGUAUUUGUUUCCAUGUAUUUUAUUUAAUCUAGCAUAAGUCUAUGUGGAACUGUUUGGAUUUGGAUCAAGGGAACACUCAAACGUACCAUUUCCCUUGUUGGUUUGUACAGUGCUCAUCAGAACGUCUUUAAACCCCUCUCCUGCAUUUCACUUGCUUUGACAGUAUUCUAAGUGUCAGUAAGCACCUAAAAAUUACCAUUCCCAUUUUUUUUACUUGCCAUUUUGUUAACAUUUCCCAUUUGGAAAUAAAAAAUACAAUAUUUUACACUCUUUACAA
Messenger RNA from Carassius carassius (crucian carp), 4285 nucleotides. It is a transcript of the gene fynb, whose product is annotated as FYN proto-oncogene, Src family tyrosine kinase b. Gene Ontology annotation, cellular component: extrinsic component of cytoplasmic side of plasma membrane. Lineage: Eukaryota; Metazoa; Chordata; Actinopteri; Cypriniformes; Cyprinidae. The transcript is spliced from 14 exons. Gene Ontology annotation, biological process: cell differentiation; T cell receptor signaling pathway; protein phosphorylation. Gene Ontology annotation, molecular function: signaling receptor binding; non-membrane spanning protein tyrosine kinase activity; ATP binding. Bases 294 to 2072 code for a protein of 592 amino acids. The record is from RefSeq and is a predicted model, not a curated record.